This is a messenger RNA of Salmo salar (Atlantic salmon), 2556 nucleotides long. It is a transcript of the gene atg10, whose product is annotated as ATG10 autophagy related 10 homolog (S. cerevisiae). Lineage: Eukaryota; Metazoa; Chordata; Actinopteri; Salmoniformes; Salmonidae. The record is from RefSeq and is a predicted model, not a curated record. Gene Ontology annotation, biological process: protein modification by small protein conjugation; autophagy of mitochondrion; autophagosome assembly. Gene Ontology annotation, cellular component: cytosol. Gene Ontology annotation, molecular function: Atg12 conjugating enzyme activity.
UUUUCAGAUUGCGCUUUUAACGUGUUAUACAUUUCCUCGGGAACAUUAAACACUGAAAACCUUGAACAGUAUGGGCCUAUUGCGUUCAUCGAUGGCCACCAGAUUAUCGGCCGUUGAUCUCUCGUUUAAUGCAUCAAGAGGCACUAAAAUCACCCGCACAUUCUGAUGUGAAUUGCAAGCAUUGGCCACACCGCACCCUAAAGCUGAUUUCGGUGUUAUUUUUUUGUCCUGCUCUCAACCAAAAUCUGCGUGAUAAACCAAACUUGCAACCCCAAAAAAUACUUGAUCUCGUGUUGUUACCGUGUCAAACAAGGCUAUUACGUUACAGCUUUCAUGUACAAAUAUCGCCUUCUCACUUCCAGAAACGUUGAACAAACAUUCGAAUGUGAAAUGUUUAAAACCAGCUAUCUACAACACUAUAACUACAACAUUGCGACCUGAAUACGCAGACGUGUCUUAGCUAGUUUUAGACAGACUUAUUUCCAUGCAUCUGGCUUAACAUGUGAUGCUCUCUUGUCCUCUUCCUCAUCUCUGCCUGUUCUCCAUUUCCUUCAUAUCUCCUCCAGAGAUGAGUAGCUGUUUUCUGGAUGAGGAGACGUUCUGUCAGUGCUGCCAGCUUUUCCUCCAACACUCCCACUCCCUCUGUGACGGCUGGAGCUGGGAACAAGUGAAGGGUUCUGAGGAGGGCUACCUGAGGAAGACUGCACUGGGGACCGGCAGAACCAGAUGUAACCAGGACCAGCAACGAACCAGUUCAGACCAGCACCAGGAGAGGACCUUCUCCCUCUCUUUCCAUGAUGAUGAUGGUGAUGAUGAAGAUGAUGGCGCAGUGUGUUGUAUACAGGAGGAGAGCAGUAGUAGCAGUGUCGUUCAGUAUGAAUACCAUGUCCUCUACUCCUGCAGCUACCAAACUCCUGUCCUCUACUUCAGAGCCUCAACCCUGGAGGGUAGGAGUCUGUGUCUCGAGGAGGUAUGGGACAGUGUUCAUCCUAACUACAGACAGAGACUACAGCACAGACCCUGGGACACCAUCACACAACAGGAACACCCGUUGCUAGGCCAGUCGUUCUUUGUGCUCCACCCUUGCAGGACAGAAGAGUUCAUGAAGCCUGUUCUAAAAGCUGCCCUGGAAGAACACCGACAGGUGAACUACAUUGUGACCUGGCUCAGUGUGGUGGGUCCUGUUGUGGGACUGGACGUUCCUCUGAGCUACUGUACACAGGCACCUGAACCCCCGCACACCCCCUCCGGCUCUCCACAGCCCCCCUCCGGCUCUCCACAGUCCCCCUCCGGCUCUCCACAUUUCCCCUCCGGCUCUCUACAGCCCCCAGCCCUAGGGACAAAGCCAGGCUGAAUGGUUCUCCCAUCUAGCGUGGACAACACGUAAUGCCAAAGCGAAUUUCCAUUGGAGCCAGAUUUGACAUCAGCUUGAGACGUGUUGAUGAGGUCUGUCCAGUGGGCAUGAGAUGGAAGAGAGGGCAGCUGCUUUUCACAAUAAGUCUGUAGAGAGAACCGUUACAUGAAGCACUGCUGGCACCUAGUGGUGAGAAACAUUACUGCAACUCUACAGGCCUGUCAGAACUACUAGGUUGAAUCAGCCCAGGUGAUGGAUCUGAGAAGUGGGAGCGGGAUGACUUAUAGAUCUGGGACAGGGUCUUCUAUGGGCUUCAGUGCUGAUAUCUGUGAAAAGGUAAAACAGACACUUCUCCUUUUGUCAGAGCAGACCUGGUCUUAGGAGGCUAGACAACCAUGGAGAAAUGAACGAGAUGUCUAUUCAUUUCUAUGGGAGCUACUCUAUCCUUGUCAACGCUGUUUUGGAAUAAGACAAAUGAAAGUCUAUUUUGUGCCUGGAUGGGGGACUGAAGAUGAAGUGAGAUGGAACUUAAUGUUUCCUAUGACCUCAAACCUUUUAACUUUUCCUCUCAUCACCGAACAUGUCCAACAAUCAUGUUGUAACUUUUUGAUUUCUUUGCAGUAAAGUUGAUGACAAACGCACCGUUCUUGGCCUGCAUUGUGAAGAUGUUUUAAAACAGAAACGCCGUAUGCUUUUCAGCGUCAGGUUUCGUAAGAUUCCUGUUUGUCUCUGACAGACUGGUCGUAUCUGAAGGGGCGUCUACUGUGUGAGUGGCAUCGUGAUCCAGGAUAGUUUGUACUUUGGCCAGACCCUUGUCUGUUGGCAGAAGACUCAGGGAUUAAUUUAUUGGUCAACUGGGAGAAAAGUUUGUGUGUGUAUUCUUGCCGUAGAAUAGAUUAACUUUCACCCUAAUUUGUCUAACAUCCUGUCUCUGUUGACUGAGAGCGUGGGGAGAGUUUCAUACCUCCUCCUCAUAGGAUUUAACACGGUGGAUUUGCUUUUGAAUUAGAAACGGUUGCAUGCUGAAUGUAUCGUAGGUUGUUACACCAAUGUUGGCUUUUAAUAAUGGCAACUCUUCCACCACAGUCCUGAUACAACGCAUGCACAUGACUGUAUCGUAUCUAUAUUGAACCUACAUGCCAAUGAACACAUACAGUAUGGCCAUUAUACCUAAUAUAAACAUGGUUAGGGGAGAAACGCAA